AUGGAAAACAGCCAAAAUAACAAGCAAAGACCUUUGGUCAUUGGAGUAAGAGAUCCUCAAUUAGAUGAGACUGGUGAAAACCAAGUCGGUAAUGAAUUAAGACCCCAAAGAGCCAAUUUUCAUCGAAAUGUUGGUGAGGGUCCCCAAGUCUCAAUUCCCCAAGCUGUUCGAAAUCCUGCUAACAAAAGGUUAGGAAAUAUGAUAAUUGAUGCUCCCAGUGAUGAAGAACCACAGGUUCACAAUGUUGACCUUCAAACUGACCUUCUUCGUGUAUUUACUAUGAUGAUAUUACUUGCAGCAAUGUUUAGUUUUUGGUGCAGUAUCCUUUUACUAUCAAAUCCUAGUACUCGAAAACCUCGAAGAAGUGGCUCAGAAGCUGAUAACAACGCCAAUAAUUUGUCACUUACUCGUCAAAUCCCAGCUACUGAAAUACAACUGAACCCCGAAUUAGAUGGAAAUCUAGAUAUUAGUGCUAAUGUUGCCUCCAGAGCGAAUCCUGGUGAGGAGCUCAAUGUGGUUUCUCAGCCACAAAAUGUCCCCUCUGAUACACGUUUCAUCACCGGUGGUGAUGAAUCUGGAAUGUUAUCUGAUCCCGCAGCAUCAAGACAAGGUGUAGAAGGAGUCAAUACAGAAAUUUUGGUAAACGGAGAAGUUUUGAAUUCUGUCGAGAAUCGCGCAAGAGAUUUAAGUGAAAUAAAGGGUUCACAAUUGGAUGGAACAACCAGAAGUCUCAAAAGAGUUAGAAUUAUUUUUCAAAAACAACCUCCCCUUCAUGAACUCGGCAAUGAAGAUGUGAAUCCUCCAGUUUUAUCGAAUCAGCAAGUAUCCCAAAUCAAUCAACAACUUACUCAUCGCUUUAAUGUCGAGACGGGUUCUGGUUCUUGUAUACCGAAGAAUCCAGUUUCACUUCCUCCUCAACCUGCUAACAAACCCCAAACUAUUGAUGUGCCUCGAUCUGUGAAUCUUCCUCAAAUUAGUUCGCUUGUUCUUUGUCCGGAAUUGAAAGAAAUCUUGAAGAGAUAUCUUCUAGCUAAGAAGCAACUAAUUCAAGUUACGAAAAAGCAGAUUCAAGCUGCGGAAGAACGUAGUUUGAGAGAAGAGCUUGAAAUUGAGGAACAAUUGAAGAACUUAGAUAAAGUAAAUUGA
Molecule: messenger RNA, 1146 nt
Organism: Yamadazyma jaroonii
Lineage: Eukaryota; Fungi; Ascomycota; Pichiomycetes; Serinales; Debaryomycetaceae
Source: the annotation of a GenBank genome assembly